Molecule: messenger RNA, 7847 nt
Organism: Schistosoma turkestanicum
Lineage: Eukaryota; Metazoa; Platyhelminthes; Trematoda; Strigeidida; Schistosomatidae
Source: the annotation of a GenBank genome assembly
AUGCGUAGUAUUGUGUCAAACAGUGAGCUAAAAAAGGAUAUUGAUGACAUAUGCGCUCUGGUAACUGAAGAUUCGUCCUUAAUUCAAACUGCUGGAGACCGGAAGAUAACCUUUCCGAAUGGAAUCCAAAUACAUAGUUAUUUCAACUCGUGCGAUUCCAGUAAUGAACUGCCUACUUUGAUCGAUCCUUCACGAACUCGUAAAGUUUCAUUCAAUCUGUCUGGCUCGCAAGGCAAUACAAGUAAUUUAGACGUCAACCACUUAACAUCCUCUAGUUCAUCGAGUCAAGUUCGCCAAAACUACCUCUUGUAUUUUCCUACUGUUGUGCUCACAGAAGGUGAUGUUAGUGUUUUAUGCACAACUUUAAAAUCUAUUUGCUCAAAAGAACCUAGUGUUUGUAUUUCUGGUGUUCGCUUUUUUCACGAUGUUGUACUUAAAGACUUUCCAUCUGAAUUGUUUCUUCAAAGAACUGAUUUCAUUAAGAAUCUUUUUCGGAUUUUAAAUGAAGAGAAUUUGGAAAUCACUUAUUCAACUACCAGCUGUUUGAUUAGCUUUUGUCGUGCUCUUAUCAGAAGGGUUUAUUAUCAUUUGGAUCCUAACAGUUACACAUAUUCAAGUCCCCAUACCUCAGAAACUGGUGAAUGGAUGACGUUCUCUGGAGCUUUCGAAACACACGUAAUAGCCAAUGGCUUAAUAAUAGUCUUAAAUCAUCGAAACCAGCUGACAAAACAAGACAUUUCUAAGACGUCAAACACCAAUACAGGUUAUAACAAUCAUGACUGGGAAUAUAAAUUAGAGUCUAAUAUGUUGCUUCUUCUCGAUAUUGGAAUCAAUUUGUUGCUGAUUUGUUUAUCUCCUCACCGUCAUGCAACUCGGUUUGGCGAAAUUAACCAAAAUAAUCAAUCAAAUGACCCCAUGUCAUUUAUCAACACAGUAUUCUUAAUUGUUCCUCCUAAUGUUGACCUUAUUAAAUCUUCUGAGUUGCCACAUGAAUUUUAUACAUGUUUGGAGCAAUUAGGUUCAGUUUUAUCCCUUUAUUCAACCAGUCACAUUCAUGAUAAUACAUCAGUUACAGAAUCUCCAACCAGUUGGGAUACUUCUGAGAUGAACGCCUAUAUUAGUAAGGCUAAUUUACCUGGUGAAUGUAAGAGACAAACCUAUGUUGGUCUGAUUACUAAAAUAUUUCAAUUAAUAAGUUCUUUAUUCACUCCAGAAACGGCAUUAGCUGUUCUCUCCACUGACGUUAAGAACCAAUUGUCUGUUGCUCUAUUGGAUGUGUCAUUACUAAUUAACUCGGAACCUAUGCAUGAAUCACAAAAAAUUGGACUACCAGCCUAUGUAGCUUUAUUCAAUUUUACAAUUUAUUCAACAUGGCUACUUUUUCAACAGCUUCAAAAAUCCAUGUUUCAUUUGAUUGAUUUUCUUGAUAUGAAUGAAAUUUCACUUUUAUCCUCUUCUAAUGACCAGAUUAAUGAAACGAACUUGAAUUUGGCAAUGGACGCUGUAGAUUCACUUGAUAUUACUGGAUCAACGCGUUUUGCUUCCAAUUUUGUUGAGUUUCUCAGUCAAUUCUAUGUAAAGCAUCAAAGUACAUCAUCAACUGUUUUGUGGCGUGGUCAGCUCAUCCUUCUUCGAUUACUUAGCCAUGAGUUGGUAGCGAUUCGUAAGGCUACUUAUUCUCAAGUGCUUAAACUACUGAAAGUUGCUAUUCAUCCAAAUUUUGUUGCGAAUCCAUCUUCUUCUUUGGAUACUAUUAAUUUUCUAUUGGAAGAUGAAAUUCUAUGUGAAUGGAUUAAUUUUGGCUUGAAAGAUACAAAUCCAGAAGUAGCUUCAUUGGCUUGUGAAGCAUUUGCAUUGUUGUUAAAUUCCUAUGCAUAUAUUAGUGAUACAGGAUGGAAAAAAUUACACCAUUUAUUAAUGGAACCAGCUUCCUCAAGUUCAUCGAUAAAAGUAUUCAGACCACUUACUGUUUCUUUGGGUCCAUUUGCUUUAAAAGAACCUCAAACAACAGAUUUUAAAUUAAAUACUCUUGGUAGUGUGGCGCUAGAUUGGUGUUUAGGUCGCAUGAGUCAUUUCGGGAGACAAGAACUAGAACAACAAAAUUUAGAUAAACGUAGUUUGAUGAACAUCUUAAUGUCAUGUUGUCGUUUAUUAUUGCAUCCCGUUAAUGAAGUACGUGAUGAAGCUGCUGUUAUUAUUAAUUGGUGUUUACAAUAUCAUUGGAGAAAACUUUCACAUGAACCAAAUUCUAAUAGAAUAAAUAGACACGAUAUAAAUGAUAUACCUUCAGCUGCAAAUAACUGUCGUAUAGAUAUCAGGAUUAAUGGUCAUGAAGAUAGUGAAUCUAUUCAAAAGAACAUCUUUAAAACUGGAAGAUUAGUUCUUGGUUUUACUUCAAGUUCAUGUGCUGAGAGUUUACGGAAUCAAUUAGUAACACAGCUUGGAUCGAAAUCACCUUCGCUCAUUUUGAAUCGUGAACAAAUUACAUCUUUAAACUUUGGAAAUAAAUUUCUGGAACCGAUCGAGUGCUUAAUUCAGAUGAUGAAGCUUUUAUCAGAUGAUCAAAUAAAUUUGACCACUAGAAAAGCUGCUAUUGAACAAGUGAUCAUAUUUAUUCGACGUCCUGUACUGUUAUCAGCUUGGCGUGUACAUCGUGGACCUGAGUUUCUAGUUGGUUGGUUUAAUCAAGUUGCAAAUGAUUUAGUGUUGUUAUCAAUACAACAAAAUUCUUCGAAAACAAAUAUUUUCAAUCCAACAAUAAAUUCCAAUUCAUCUAUCAUUGUAUUACUGCCAUUUAUGGUUCAGUUAGCCUGUUUAACUGCCAUAUGGGAUACGUCGACACGACUUAUUUUCUCUUGCGAGCCAGAUUUCUUAUGCAGUAUUAUUUAUUUACUGAAUGUAUUUCCCAGUUCGGAGAUGCUACAUCGAGAUUUUGUUGAUCUAAUUACUCUGAUGGCUUUCACUCCAGUUAUUCAAGUUUCAAACGAAAGUCCUAUUUGUUUACCUCAAAACGUUAUAUCUGGCUAUCGAUUACCGUUUACAUGCCCAGCUUAUUCAUUUCGUUCACAAUUGCGUGAUCCUAAUGGCAAUGAAGUAGUUGGCCGUUUUCAACCCCUUUCCAAAUUAGUCAACUGUACAAGUGAAGAUCAAAAUACAAUUGUUUUGUGUAGCCUAAUCAGACGAAAUUUUAAAUUUAUUUGGGCUUUUGCUUGUCAUAAAGGUUUAUCAAAUCUUAUCUCUCAUACAUUGUUCAUGAUCGAUUCGCAUCCGAAUCCCAGUGCAGUCGAUCCAUGUGGUGUGGAUGUGUGUCUUAAACGAGCACGUGAAUAUAGUCCCCUCCUCAGUCAAUUUUCUUUAUCAUGCCUGGAUGUUACUCUUUUACUUGUGAGUCAUCCAACCUCAAGUUUUAUACUCAGCUUAACAUGCAUUCGUCGGUCGGCUAAUCAUUCUAGCUUACUAGAAUCACUAGGAUUUUUAUAUCGAUCUCUAUCAGCUCAUAAAACGCAAUAUUAUCAUCAAUGGCAAGAUAACUGCUGUAUAAAUCCAAUUGUGGAGUCUAACAAAUCUAAAGAUUGUUGGUGGAUAUAUGCACAGCUUGAUCGAUUUAUGUCUAUAUUACCAUCUUGUACAUCUGAUUACAAUCUGUUUGCUUCAUUGUUACGUGCUAUUCAUGAAGUUGGACUACAUUUAAUUCCAUUCACUGUUAAUUAUUUUUCAAAUUCAUCUAAAGAGUAUGUAUGCGAUUGGUUAAUGUUUAUGAUAGGAGAUCUACAAGGCCCUUUGAGUUAUUGUCUUUUACAACCGAAAGCUGGAGUUGGUGAAACAGAUAGUCCGCGAUUAAUAUCUGCUAAACGACAUUUAAUUUAUCAUGAUCUCCCCUAUUUAUUAAGUGAUUUGUUUGAUACACUACAUAAACUGAACAAUAUCACAGAUAACAAUUCAAAUAGUAUAUUCGCCAAGUACUCUGGAUCACAAUUUCAUAGCAUAUGUGAUUUCAAAGUGUACGAAGUUUGUUUCCAGUGGGCUUGUAAUACUUUGAAAGAAUUCAUAGCUUCGCCAUUUUCUGAUCUGGUUCGAUUAAAUCAGUUAGCUAAUAUAUUAGCAAGAUUGACUUCACCUAAAUUUCAAGAAAUCAUUCUGAUUGUGAACGAUGGUGAAGUUAUUGAACAUUUCAUUGAUCAUGUAUCAAAAUUGCUUUCAAUAUUUAUGCAACAACACAAUCAUCAAGCUAAUUAUUCAUAUAAGGGAUCAUCUAAUAUUAUUUUAUUCCUAACUGUAAUGAAUAAUUUAAUUCAUACACUAUCUGUUCAACCAUUUAUACAACAAUCAGAUUUGAAUAGUGUCCUAUUAGAUGAUAAUAAUAAUGAUAUGGAUAGUUAUCAAAAAUAUAUAACUUGGAUCGAUCAAGAAUGGCUUUUGCAAAGUUUAACCUAUCAUCAAACGGAGGUUCGUGCUCUAGCUUUAUCAAUUCUAAGUCGUAUAUGCUUAGUUCCAAUUUGGUUACAACGUUUGCUAAUGCGUAAUGUUUCUACCGAAACACGCACACUUUUGUCUAUUCAUUCACUUGCGUGGUCAUCUCCAGGUGCAAUUUGGGAAUUGGCAUUUCAUUUUUUGAUGAAUUCGUCCGAAUCUUGUUGGGUUCGCAUCAUGGCUGCAAAUUUACUGAUUAAUUUGACAUCUCUACCUUUAAAUCCAAGGGAUUCAAUAAUCUUUUUCCCUCCUGCCAUAAAUGAACUUACAUCAGGUUGCUCAGAACAAGCAAAUCUACACGAUAGGUUUCACAUUUCACCCAUACCAUCCAAUUCAUUUACUUUAGGAAGUCAAGAAACAUCAAAUAGUAUUAGAUAUGAUACUGAAGAUUCUAAUAAACCUAUAGUAGAUUUACAAGAUAUUCUCAAUUCAGAUCAAUGUUCUCAACAACAAAGAGAUAACAUUAAACAACUUAUGAAUAUUUUAAAGCCAUGGACUGAUGAACUGUUUACGCAAGAAAACAUGAUGAACAGUAUAGAUCAUCAAAUGCAGUUCACACCCGUGUGUAUGUCAGAACCAUCAAAGAAUAUUACUAUGCCUGUUUAUGCAGAUCGUGAUGCAAAUUUAUAUCUUAUUGGAUUGCCUGCAUUGCAUCAACUGAUAGGUUUAAAAGAUUUCUUUAAUUAUCUCUGUCGUUUGAUCACUUCUCACUUACCUGAAACAAUGUUCAGUAUAUCUCAAUGGUAUCGAUUGACUAUGCCAUCUGCAAGCAACAAUGAAAAGACUUUACCUUGUACUAAUUUAAUUGAUUUACAAUCUUCAACAACACCUAAUAACAAACCGGAGGCAAUUACUUCAACAGUAUCGACAGCGGGAACAAUCGGUAUAAGUCAAUCUGUUCAUUCCAUAAAUAAUAAUGUAGCUGAUCCUUCAUCAGCAUCGUAUAUUCCAUGUAUUUGUACAUCCUCACUUUUAAGUACAGUUAUUCACUUGUUGAUUAAUUUGAUGCAUCAUUUACCUAAAUUUGUUCUCAAUGAAUUGAGACAACAUCGGAUAAAUCCAUUAAUAAUGAAUAUGAUUGAUCCAAAUUUGUUACAAGCUUCUAUUCAACAAAAUGCUAUUUCUUCUACUACUACAAGUAACAAAGGCAUAAACUGCGAUUUAACUGAAUCGUUCAGUCCAAAAAACUCAUGUAGCCAAUUAAUUCAAUGUUAUGCCGGUUGUUUACAUGUUUUGCGUUGUCAGGCGACAAUGAAUGAAGAAUGUCGUAUGAAUUUAAUUUCCGACUCCCUUUUUUUAACACGCAUAAUUAUACUUUUAACUAUUCCAAUAAACCAUGUUGAUCUAAUGGCUUCUUUGUGGCAAGAGAUUUUCUCACUUUUAACAUGUUUAUUGAUUUAUUCGAAUAAUGAAGAAACAAAAUGCUUGAAUUUACGUUUAAUUUUGAAGCCUUUAACUAAUGUGUUACCUAACCUUAUGGAUAUUAUCCUCACAUUUAUUGACAAAGCUGAAUUGGAAAUAUCUAAAGAAUGUAAAGAUCGUCAUUCUGUGAAAUUCUGUGCUCACGCUCGAAUAGCUUUACAAUUUUUGGUUGUUGUUAUGUCACAUCAACGUCCAGUUUCCUUGAAUCCAGUAGUUAAUCGUCUAGAGAAAGAGUAUACACUGGAUACAAUUAAAUCAAAACAUCCAAAUUCUGAUGAAUCAUUAAAUGAUAUUGUUUAUCUCACUCGACGUUUAGUUCAGUUGUCAAAUUCCAGUCAUUUUAUUUCACAGGAUGCAACAUCACCUAGAUUAUCUAGUUAUAAUUCAAUGGCAGUCAUUAUCAAUUAUAAAAAAGCUGUUGAUGAUGCAUUACGAACUCUUAUUGGGAUAUGUCAUGCAAUCAAAAUUACUGCUCUUGAAGAUGGUUUUUUAGAGGAGUCGAUUGUAAAGCUACAACUUCUUCGAGCAAAAAUGGAAUUAUGUUGUAGUAAUGUUCAUACAAAUUUAGAAUCUGAUAGAUCAACUUCUUGCGACUCGAAACUAUCUUUGUCAAGUAGAGGAAGUAUAGAUCAGAAAACUGAACGUCGACAACAAACAGUAUCUACGUGGCUUAAACUUUCGGAUGAAAUGAUUGCAAAUUUAGAAAUAUUACAUAAUCUUGUUUAUAUGUGCCCGGAAGCUAGAAUGCGUGCUAUAGAAUCAGGAAUUAUUCAAGUGAUUAUAUGUAUUUGGCCUUUGGCUUUGCAAGAUUUACGAAUCCUACGAACAAUACUUGGUUUACUUGCUAAUUUAACAGCUGACUUUCCACAAGCCUCCUCUGCUCUAGUUAGUCCUCCUAGUACAAUCAAAGUUAAUCCUUAUAUAAUUUCUCCAUCGAAUCAGAUUCCAGGCUCCAAAAGCAAUACACAAGGAAAUAUUUCUAAAACAGAUGCUCCUAUUAUACUGUUCAAUUCAUCAAAUUCCUUAACACUAAAUAAUUCAUUUAUUCAAUCAUUGUGUAAUUUAAUUCCAAUGUACAAUCAAUUCAUAUUAACCGAAUCAAAUGUAAAGUGUAAUACAAACACACUAGGAAUAAAUACUAAGACAAGUCAAUCAAAGUAUUGUACCAAUGUUAUGAGUAACAAACACACUACAAAUAUACAAUACAAAGAUAUAUAUAAGUUAACCUUUCAAUUGCUAGCUAAUAUGGUAUGGGCACCAGAGACAAGAUCUUGUCUAUUGAAAUCAAAAUUUCUUAAUCACAUAUCAGAAUUGAACCCACGAACAUUGACUAAACGUCGUCGUGGACAGUUUAUACUUACUCUUUGGUUACAAUUGAUUAUUAACAUAUCAUUCACUAAAGAUGGACAGCAGAUCCUGUUUAGUCAACCAAAUUUAUCUACAAUUUUGAUCAAUUGUAUUAAUCAUUGCAAAACUGAUAAUCGUGAAACGGCGUUAGUGAUCUUGAGAAAUUUAUGCACAAACAGUACUCUCAAGUUAAAAUUAUUAACUGGAGAUCUUAAUGUUGUCAGUUGCUUUCGUGAUAUAUUACUGGAUCCUCAUUUGGAUGCGAAUUCAUUAUAUUCAAUCACAGUUGUACUUAGUGCUAUUGAAGCUUCAAUUCAUGACAGUAAAAAGAUUCGUGUAUUUAUGAAAUCUAAUUCCUGUUUACGCCAUUUGACAAACUUUUGGGAGUCAUAUCAAGUCAGAAAUGAAUUUCUAUCAAUUUUUCCAAGAAUUCGGUCCUUAAUAAUAAAGUUACAAGGAUAACAAUUCAUCGUUUGCAAACAACUAAUACCCGUGAAAAUAGAUACAAUUUGUACAUAAGCUGAAAAUUGGAUAAAAUGUGAAAUAUCGGAAUAUGAUUGAUUUAUUGUUAAUUUUUUCUUAAAAUAAACUUUUGAAAUAAUUCAACA